AUGAAGAAGAAUAAGAAAUGUUCCAUAGGACUAAGCAACUGCUCUUUCGAGCAGUUUAAAGAGGGAAUAGAUUUCCUAAAGCAGACGGAUGCAAUUCUCGACGAAGAUAUAUUUCCCAUUCUGAAGAGACUCUGCUCCUACCUCUUCUUCUGCGUGAAGAAUGAUAACUUUGAGUUUGUAAAAAGUUACCAAAGUGCCGAAAGGGCGGGUAAAGCGAAAGGCAUAUCAGCAGGACAAGCCGGAUCAUCCGUGGUAACAACGCAAUUUCCUCCCUGGAGGAGUGCCCCCCUUGACGGAAGUGAAACGACGCUGAACUAUGAAUUUGGGGAUGAAGAUUUCAUAAUUGUGAAAAAUAUAAACCGGCUGCUCCUUAACAAACUGAUAGACAACUACGUAGGCUACUCCUGGUUAUGCCUAACCCUAACCGAAUACUUAAAUGACCUGGAUUAUAUUAUGAACAGGCAAGGAAAAGGUACACAACAGGAAGAGAAAAGGGAAAUGAGUGCACGAAAAAAAGUGUAUAAGUUGGUGAAGAAAAUUACCCAAAGGAAGAGAAGACAUGAGUUACAGAAUCAUCCAGGGAAACAAGAAAAUGGAGAAAGAAAAAAAGGCAUUCACAAGUUAGAGGCGAAAAAUAAAUAUAUUAAUUAUCUCUUUUGCUAUUAUAACAAUUUCAUCCUUCCGUCAAAUGUUAUAAAUGAGGAAAGUGCCCAAGGAGAAAAUAUUAUAGUACUCGACCCCUUCGAUGAUUCUUAUGGAUGGAUAUACAGUGAUGAAGAAGACCUGACCGGAGACGGUGCAGAAAAAGGGGAGAACCACCUCCAUGGAAUGGAAUACACCAAGAGGGAGAAGCGCAUCAGAAUGAGCAGUGGAGAGCCUCCCCCAGAGAAGCGAAAUGCUCACUUAAAGCGAAAGCGCAAAUGUUAUGGUGUAGAAGGUGUGGAAGACGACCAAUUGGUGGGGAGGCAUACAAAUCGGCAUGGACCCUUCCGUGAGCAGAUGCCAAUCUCGCCGAGGAAUGAACAUCGUGUUUAUUAUGAAGAAUUGUGUAAUCCAAGUGAGGUGGACAAAGGGCGUGCAGUGAAGCGGAAAAGAAGGCGUGAAGAGAAGCGCCAAAGACACCGCCUACAGAGACGCUUAGAUCGGCGUCAGCAGCGGCGAGGGGUGCGUCGACAAAGGGUCGUUCGACAAAGGAAUGACCUGGAGCACCUGUACAAAGCGUUGUGUGACUUCCUGUCGACGAAAUAUGAAACGAGCAAGUUACUAAAGUUCAUGGACGAAUAUAGAGACAUGUAUGCAUGGAAGCCACCCCCCUUCUACUGGAAGAUACUCAGCAGCAAGUAUGUAGUGAAGGAGAUACUAAAACUUUAUGAGGACAGAUAUUUAGAUCCCUUCCUCUCCUGCCUGUACGAAGAUUAUGUGAAUAAAUACUACUUCGACGACGAUGAAGAAAAGAGUAACAUAGCCACCUACACGAGCAAUUUUAAUGUAUUUACACUUCGGGUAAGUGAAGAAAUUCAAAAAUUCCUUCUUUUGGAAGAACCCGAAGAAGAAGAAGCACUGUUAAGAAUAUGCAAAAAUAUAUGUGUUAGCGAAAAUUCCUACAUCUAUGCGCAGAUGAUUCUUGAGUACAUGUAUAGGAACAACAACGACAACAGCAUGAGGAGGCUUUCCCAAUUCCUAUCUCUCUACAUUCUAUAUAAGGACAUUAACCUUCACAAAAUAUGUAAUAAUUACUUCGCCAAGGUAGUGGAGAACGAAGUGAGUAUCACCUUUUUAACUUUAAGGAUUAAUAAUUUAAGCAGUUAUAGCAGUCUAUAUAGCACCUUUAGAAAUAUAUACAUGGCUAGAAAUAAAGGUUGCAUGGAGAUAAACCAUUCGGAUAUUGUCUCUCUACAUGAUGCCAUCGUCAAUGUUCUGAAGGCCUUUAAUGGAAAUAAGUUGCUUCUGUUUGAUUCCACUUACAUGUUUUCUUCCCAUGGAAGGAGGAACCAUCUUGGGGGGAAAGAAUCUCCUGAGAACAAUAAUUCGAAUGAUGGUAACACCAAAUUAAAGCGACAUCGUACUCCCCCUGAGGGAGGAGAACACUGCUCCUUCCACUUUCACCACCCAGAACAACAUGAAGAUUUUAAUUCAAACUUUUCUAACAUCAACAGAAGUAACCUGGAGGAGGUGUGCAGGCGUGGGGACUUACCCCCUGCUGCACAGGCAGAUCACGCCUCCUCUGUAGGGCCAUCCAUUGGAGGUAGUCAAUUCGUUCCAGGUAGUCAAUCCGUUGGAGGUAGCCAAUCCGUUGGAGGUAGCCAAUCCGUUGGAGGUAGCCAAUCCGUUGGAGGUAGCCAAUCCGUUGGAGGUAGCCAAUCCGUUGGAGGUAGCCAAUCCGUUGGAGGUAGCCAAUCCGUUGGAGGUAGCCAAUCCGUUGGAGGUAGUUCAUCCGAUAAGGAAGAUCCCCUUUUUCCAGGAGGAGCGGAAAUUCAUAACCCAAGUGAAGAUAUCCCUCCAGGGGGUGGGAAUUCUAUUGGAGAUAAUUCUAUCGGAGAAAAUAGCCUGUUUGGGAGCAGCCUAGACAUUGGAAAGAAGGAAAAAAUGAACGAACCUUAUGGUGAAAGUAGCGAAAUGAAUGACAACAAAACGAGUGUAUCUAAUCGCAGCAAAAAUUUGAGCAACGAAAUUUAUAGCUCGAUAAAAUCGGAAGAUUUUCUAUCAAAUGUGAAUUCGGAAAACAAUGAAGUUCAGAUAAAAUCACGAAAGACAAAAAGCACACCUAGUGAAUUGCUCCUUCCAUCAGCAUCUCAGUAUGGAAAGGAAGAUUUUAAUUACGGUAGAGAAUUUUUAAGGAUAAAUAUCUAUGCCGAGAAAAUUCCUUUGAUUCAUAUGAGAGACAUCGUCUUCCUCAACAAUGCAAUAAACAUAUACGUAUCUAACAAUGAGCUUCUGUUCAACAACAUGUACAAACUGUACGGUAAGGUCCUUAUUUAUCUGACUACCUACUCUCCGUAUGAAUACGUUUACAACCAUUACUACGCUUCAUUCUUUAAGCGAUGUGGGGAGGGUGCUUCUAGGAAGUACUCCGCGGCGUACUUUAACGUUUACGACGACGCGAUUUCGGCAGUGGAUGGCGUCCAUGGGGAAAGUGACGACGAGGGGGAAAGCGACGAUGGGGGGGAAAGCGACAACGGGGGGGAGGAAGAACAACAUCAACCGAACCAUCAGUCACUACUCCAACAGGAGCAGUAUGGAAACCUAAGCAGGGCACAGUACUCAUCCGAGGUGAACGCCCCAUCGGAAGGAAUCCUCUUCCCAGGGCUUAGCGCGGUAGGAAAAUCCACAGGCAAGAGAACAUACGAACAGUUUUUCCAAGUGAAAAAAGAACCCGCAUUGAGAAAGUCUAUACUUAAGAAGAGAAGCAAAUACGGGGGGGGUGGCAGUGAAGUGCAGGUGGAGAGGAAGAUGGAGAAACAUGAAGUGGAUAAUGAUGAAAUGGAAAAGUGUAAAAGGGGGGAAGGGCCUGCACCCGUUUUGAAGGCGGAGGAAAGUUCCAACGUAACGAAAGAGAACUGUAUGCCCAUUCAUGUGGACAACCCUGAUGAAGCUGCUAAGGGGGUAGCAUCACUGGAGCAGGAAGAUGGGACAGUUCCAGAGUUCGUAGAGGGACCAACAGAGGAGCAUCGAAGGAGGUCUCCUCGAAAUGAAGUAGUCCAAAAGGGUGGCAAUGCAAAUGCAGCAUCUGAUGGUGAUCCACCGGGAGGUAAGAACGAAGAGGGUCCAACAGCGCAUUCAGUGGAGAAGACACCCACAAGGGAAAACUCCCCUCCUCAAAGUCGCGACACGCACAACUCAAAUGCAAGCAACGCUGUAGAUGAUAUGCUUGAAUUGAAAACGGAAGUGAUGUCGUGUGAUGAAGUAAGAAGCACCAUAUUCAAAAAUGUUAGGAGCAAAAAAAAAUUGAAAAUAAAUCGAGCAAGUAAAAAAAAAAAAUAUUAUUUUUACAAUUUGUUUCAAAAAUUUAGAUUAACAUACAACACUUUUUUGAAAUACGCACAAAACGAAAUAUACCAGAUAUACCAGAUUAUUCAUGGGAAUUACUCAGAAGCAACGAAGGACAAACUUCUUCUGGCUCGGAUGAACAGUAACAUAUCAGCUUCUCUCAUUUACAGAUAUGUGUACAUUAAUGUAUACGAACAUGUGAAUUCUUUGCGCGUUAAUUUGGUGUACCCGAAAUUUAUUUUACUCAAGUACAUCGUCGACAAGUACCCGCAGAAGCGAGACCUUGCGCUGCACUUUUUGAAGGAGCUGUACAUUUACAUAAUCGAGAAAGAGGAAUCUUUGGAGGAGUUCGUCGAGCUGCGAGAAAACCUAAUUCUGUUCUUCGUGUACAUGGUGCGCUUCGAAAAUAUGUUUUGCCAUGUGGUGGGCGUUAUCAAGUCGAUGGUUCACCUGCUGGAUAAGGCCCUCAUCAGGCUGUUCAUCAUAAAGACGCUGGCCUUCUGCGCGCCUCCAUAUGAUUUUAAGUUUUGCGAGUGCCUUCUGAGCUUUAUUCACUUCGUCCUGCAAAAGGAGGGCGUCUACUACAAGAACGAGUUCAAAAGGGCCAUAAACAAAUUCCUGGACAACGUUGUGGAGAUGCACCUCAUGUACCGAAGUUUGAAAACGAAGGAGCUUAUUAUCCUGUGCACCAACAUCAGGGAGCAGAUAAAGCAGGCAGAAGUCAACCCAGCUGUGCAUUGA
Molecule: messenger RNA, 4728 nt
Organism: Plasmodium knowlesi strain H
Lineage: Eukaryota; Apicomplexa; Aconoidasida; Haemosporida; Plasmodiidae
Product: conserved Plasmodium protein, unknown function
Exons: 6
Coding region: 1-4728 (1575 amino acids)
Biological process (GO): negative regulation of transcription elongation by RNA polymerase II
Cellular component (GO): nucleus; NELF complex
Molecular function (GO): RNA binding
Source: RefSeq, a predicted model, not a curated record